Molecule: messenger RNA, 1620 nt
Organism: Carya illinoinensis
Lineage: Eukaryota; Viridiplantae; Streptophyta; Magnoliopsida; Fagales; Juglandaceae
Product: U-box domain-containing protein 4
Exons: 2
Coding region: 201-1454 (417 amino acids)
Cellular component (GO): cytoplasm; nucleus
Molecular function (GO): protein binding
Source: RefSeq, a predicted model, not a curated record
CUUUUUAGUAAACAAGAUUUCAUGUCAUAUACGGUGUUGGAGGGCAAAUUCUUAUUUUGAUAGUAUCAGUUAUUUUACAAGGCAAAAGACAGCAUCACUGGAAGAUCUGAUAGUUAAGAACCCUGUUUUUGAGUACAAUUCAACAUUAUCUUAUUAAAUGGUGUCGGGAAAAUAUAAAAAUCAAAAGAAGAGGAAAACCGAUGACUGAUAAGAACCCAACCCCAAAGGGUACAACGGAGAGAAAAUACUCAGUUCCAGUCUUUAGCGAGAGAGAGAGAGAGAGAGAAGGCGACUUGCGAAUGGAACUGGAAGAUACUGUAGCUGUAGAAGUGAGAAAGCAAGAGGAGGUGGUGGAGACAUGGAACCAGAGAAAGCAAACCCAGAUACUGCAACUCUCCGAGAAGCUCAUCCAUGGGGAUCUUGAUUCCCAGAUAGAAGCAGCAAGAGAUAUCAGAAAGCUGGUCAGAAAAUCGUCUUCGUCGUCUUCGUCUUCUUCGAUGAAAACCCGCUCAAAGUUGGCAGCGGCGGGCGUGAUUCAGCCCCUAGUUUUCAUGCUUGUCUCUCCCAGUCUGGAUGCCCAGGAAGCCUCUCUCCUCGCUCUCCUCAACCUCGCUGUACGCAAUGAACGAAACAAGGUCAAGAUAGUCACAGCAGGUGCUGUCCCUCCUCUAGUGGAGCUCCUCAAGUUCCAAAACGGCAGUCUGAGGGAAUUAGCCACUGCAGCAAUCUUAACACUCUCAGCUGCAUCACCAAACAAGCCCGCUAUUGUAGCUGCUGGAGCUACACCACUCCUGGUUCAGAUCCUCUGUUCUGGAAGUGUUCAAGGAAAAGUUGAUUCUGUUACAGCCCUACACAAUCUCUCCACUAGCACAGGGAAUUCCACUGCAAUUCUUGAUGCAAAAGCAGCUCCCCCUCUCAUUAACCUCCUUAAAGAAUGCAAGAAGUAUUCCAAGUUUGCCGAAAAAACUACAGCCCUACUUGAAAUCCUUUCCAACUCCGAAGCAGGACGAAUUGCGAUUUCAAAUUCUGAUGGUGGGAUUUUAACCCUUGUGGAGACGGUUGAAGAUGGAUCUCUAGUCAGCACAGAACAUGCAGUUGGAGCUUUACUCUCUUUGUGCCAGAGCUGCAGAGAUAAAUACCGGGAACUCAUUCUUAAUGAAGGUGCAAUCCCAGGCCUUUUGCGACUGACCGUAGAGGGCACAGCUGAAGCUCGGGAGAGAGCUCGUACGCUUUUGGAUUUGCUUAGAGAUUCUCCUCGAGAAAAGAGACUAGCCUCCUCAGUUUUGGAGAGAAUUGUUUAUGACAUUGCUGCCCGGGUUGAUGGAGCAGAUAAAGCUGCUGAAACUGCCAAGAGAUUACUGCAAGACAUGGUUCAAAGAAGUAUGGAGCAUAGCUUGAGCCGCAUACAGCAUAGGGCUGCAUCAUGUACACCCUCGGAUAUUCGAUCUACAUAAUUUAACCCAAUCUAUUUGAUUUUAUUUGUGGGGUUAAUAAGGUAGUUUUGACUAGAAAGUGGGUUAGAGUUUUAAUCUGAACCUCUUUUGUUUGGCAAAGCUCCUGUACCUGGCUAGUUUAUUAUUGAAGGUGGAAAUAGCUAAAACGAAUCAGAUUUUAGUGUAA